Coregonus clupeaformis (lake whitefish) is the source of this 2787-nucleotide messenger RNA. Its product is annotated as cerebellar degeneration-related protein 2-like. Bases 204 to 1739 code for a protein of 511 amino acids. The transcript is spliced from 6 exons. The record is from RefSeq and is a predicted model, not a curated record. Lineage: Eukaryota; Metazoa; Chordata; Actinopteri; Salmoniformes; Salmonidae.
GAAUGGUUCAUUACAGAAUGUUGGGGGCAGGUGCGCCCGCGGUUUUCCUCGUGAAUGUUAAAGGUUGCUGAAAGGGUUACGGUUUGGGAGGCUGCGCUGUUCGAGAUUUGUUGAUCAUACGACGCAUGCUUUCGCUUCCGGGCGAGCAGUCAGAGAUUUUACAGAGCGCCGGGUGAACAUCCACAACGAUAGACCGAGCAUCGAUGCUUCGUGCAGGCAGGAUGGAGGAGUUUGUUACGGAGGAAGAUGAGCCAUGGUACGACCAACGGGAUUUGGAGCAGGCGUGCUUAUCUGGAAUGGACUACUGUCUUAAUUAUCUGCACCUGGCAGCCGAGCUGGGGAAGACCCUUCUGGAGCGCAACAAGGAGCUGGAGGACUCCCUACAACAGAUGUACAUCAACAAUGAGGAACAGGUGCAGGAGAUCGAGUACCUGUCCAAGCAGCUGGAGAUGCUGAGGGAGAUGAACGAGCAGCAUGCAAAGGUCUACGAGCAGCUAGACGUGACAGCCAGAGAGCUGGAGAUCACCAAUGAGAAACUGGUUAUAGAGAGCAAGGCCUCGCAGCAGAAGAUAGACAGGUUGACGGGUACCAUGGAGACACUGCAGGCUCAGGUGGAUACCAUGACAGCUCGUGUGGAGGAGUUACGUACGCUAGAGGAGCUGAAGGUUCACAGAGAGAAGAGGGAGCGACGCAAGACUGUCCACUCCUUCCCCUGCCUCAAAGAACUCUGCACUGCACCAAGGUAUGAGGAUGGCUUCCUGGUGGCCAACCCCGGCAGUGUGGACCUGGUGUCUGAGCGUGAGCGCCGGCCCCUGGACGAGGAAAACGAGCGUCUAAAGGGCGUGAUCUCCUCCCUGAGGUCCGCCAUGGUGGCAGAGCGUGGCCGGAGGGAGGGGGCAGAGAGGGAGUGCACAGCCGUGCUGCAGGAGUUUGAGCUCCUGGAACAGCGCCUCCUGGGGGCUGAGGGCUGCCAGCUGCGGGUGCAGGAGCUGGAGGCGGAGCUACAGGAGAUGCAGCAGCUGAGGAGGUCCCGGGUGUGUCUGUUGGAUGAGGGUCUGGAGCAGACCCUGCUCAACAACGCCCCCGAGACCGACACACCUGAGGAGGGACCGGGGCAAGCGGAGGGAGGUGAGGGGACAGGGGAGUCUGGGGGGACAGGAGGAGGGGGGCAGCAGGGAGGCCCUGUGAGGAAGAGCUGCAGUGACACGGCGCUCAACACCAUCUCGGCCGACGAUGCCUCGGGCAGGCGACAGGGCAGCUACGCGAUCCAAGCCAACGGCGCGCGCAAGCGGGGCAUGUCCAUCCUGAGGGAGGUGGACGAGCAGUACCACGCCCUGCUGGAGAAAUACGAGGAGCUGCUGGGGAAGUGCCGGCGCCACGAGGAGAGCAUGUGCCACACGGGGGUGCAGACGUCACGCCCAGUCUCCAGAGACCCCUCCAUGAAGGACUACAGCAUGGCCACCCCCGGCCCCUCCUCAGCCAUGGCGGCUGCUGCUGCACCCCCCACCCCGCCCCAGACCCCCUCCACCCCAGAGGCCCUGGAGGGCAUCAGCCGGCAGGUAGACCAGGUGGACAAGCGGCUGGGCCAGAACACCCCAGAGUACAAGGCCCUGUUCAAAGAGAUCUUCUCCCGCCUGCAGAAGACCAAGAGUGAAGUGAACUCCACCAAGGGAGUCCCCAAGGGUAGAAAGUCCCCAAGGGUAGGAAGUCCUAAGGGAAGAAAGUCCAAAGACAAAUGAGCUGCUUUCGUGAUACUACUGAACAUGACCUCUCCUGGUACUACUGAACAUGACCUCUCCUGGUACUACUGAACAUGACCUCUCCUGAUACUACUGAACAUGACCUCUCCUGGUACUACUGAACAUGACCUCUCCUGAUACUACUGAACAUGACCUCUCCUGGUACUACUGAACAUGACCUCUCCUGAUACUACUGAACAUGACCUCUCCUGGUACUACUGAACAUGACCUCUCCUGAUACUACUGAACGUGACCUCUCCUGGUACUACUGAACGUGACCUCUCCUGGUACUACUGAACGUGACCUCUCCUGGUACUACUGAAUGUGACCUCUCCUGAUACUACUGAACGUGACCUCUCCUGGUAAUACUGAACAUGACCUCUGCUGGUAAUACUGAACAUGACUUCUCCUGGUACUACUGAACAUGCAACAAUGGGUACAAAAGCCACAGAUUUGUUUCUCUUUGUUUGACCAUGUUGCUUGUUCAAAGUGGUCACUUGAUGUCUUAAUGACAGGUUACCUGUACUGCACAGGGGAAAUUAUACAAUUUACUGUAGAUGCUCUGUGAUCCCCUCUGCUGUUUUCUUCAUCUUUCUGGAUACUGCCACAUUUCACCCAUCCCAAUGUGAAUGAAUGAAUUGUAAAUCUCUGACAACAUUCAUCAUCUGGGUAGAUGAAAUGCCUUGUUUCUUGAUCUAACUUCACGUCAUUUAUGACAACCUAGUCGUGCACUAAAAUCUGUUUGACCCGUCUUUGGUCAAGACAAUCCAGUACAAUGUUUAAAUGACUGACCGUGUAUACUGAGACUGCACUAAUUAUACUUAAAAUUUAUAAAUAACUGCUAUUUUAAUGGUUUUGCCAAUGACUGACGAAUAACGUGCAGAGCUAUUCAUAAAAUGUGUUUUCAAAAACAAUGUAUAGUUAAAUAUUCCUGAUAUUCACAAUGAAUAACACUUUUGCCUUAACAUCUUAGGCUUGAUGCAUUUACAUUUUAGUCAUUUAGCAGACGCUCUUAUCCAGAGCGACUUACAGUUAGUGAGUGCAUACA